AAUAUCACAUCAUACAUAGAUAUCUAUAUCAUAUCAUACAUUGAUAUGAUAUAGAAAACAGAGACUGGUUCUUCCACGUCCACAUCAAUCUGAAGUAGACUGAAAACAAAAACAUUGAAUGGUUAUUGAUUAGUUAUUAAGCAGUGGUGAAUACUCAUAGGUGGUUACCUUCUGGCAAUACUGUUUGCUCUAGGGAAGAAUCUGUAGUUAUUAUAUAGUUGUACAGUUGAUAUAUCUGUUAUAUUAUUAUCAUAUUUGUUGAAACUGGCUUAUGCUUCAAACAACAUAAGCCGUCUCCAGUUCAGCAUUUCUGUCAUUUUUAAGGGGGUGGGAUAGUCUAGAAAUUGUUAUGGUUAGGUUAAACCCAAGUAGUUCAUGGUUACAAACUCAAUUUCAUUGAGCAACAUACCUAUGACGCCUUGCUGAUUGCUCGUCACAUGUAUCUGAACAUUUCAGAAUGAACAUAUGCUCAAUGACUAAACAUAUUGAUUCAAAUGAUACUUUAGUAUGUGUUCCUUUUUAUGUGAAUGACUUUCAGGCAGAAAGUUUCAGAAUGUUCCUGUUGUGUUACCAAUUGUCUGUUACCAAGCCAUACAUUCAUAAGCUCUGCCAUCCAGGGUGGCCUACAUCAUUAAUCACACUUGGUUGAUACAUUGGUACAGUAAUAUUUGUACCGAGACAAAGCAGAGAAUAUCCAAUGCAUAACCAAUAAACCCUAUUCCUUUCACCCCUGCAAUAUGCGUGACAACUGUUUCAAUGGUAACAUUCUGAAUUUAUGCUUGCUGAUGUCUAUGGGAGAUAACAAAAAUGGAAUACAUGGAAAAAAUUUAAAUACAGAGCCCACGUGUCUCCUUUCCAAGUAUAGCAACGGCUUCUAAUCCUUCUAAAAUACAUAUUUUUCUCAUUCUCUCACUGAGCCUGUGUGUGUGUGUGUGUGGGGGUGGGUGUGUGUGUGCGCGUGUGUUUGUUGCCUAGGGGCCCAGGUGUGCAAGGGGCCCUGAAUUGGCCUGACUAUUUUCAUUUUUUCUUAAAAGGAAUUCACCCCCAUUGGCCCAUAACAAGAAUCCUUAAGAAAGUAAACAGCUGAUUCUUCAAUAGCAGUGCUUUUUAAAUUAAGGCUAUCUCAAUGCUUUUAUACAUGGCACUAAAUUAUUAUCAGUAAUGGGGCCUCAAACAAGUAGUAGGGGGCAAUGACCAACAUGUGUGCUCUAGUUGAUCUACAAGAAUGACACAUUCCAACUUAUGUUUCAAUAAUUGUAUCACAAAAGUUGAUAAAAGACCAACUGAUAGGCUGGGUAGUCUUUCCUGGCUACCCAGUGUGAGUUUAUGUACAUGUUUUGGGUAUAAAACGUAGAUCGAAUUAGAAACAGCUUAUGGACUUGUGUCAACCAAUUUCGUAUCGGCGUGUUGUACACUUUUUGUAUUAAAGUGAUCGUUUUAUUUUUGUCAUUUGAACUUGAGCUCAUAAAGGCUUUUUCUAAAGUAUGUGAUCAAAACAAUCUGGUUGUCCGUGACAACACCACAACACCCAGCGGAACCUCCGGUGGACCAUUAUGACAUCACAAUGCCCACUCCCCUAUAUAAGUCACCGCUCCUCAGUCCAGUGCUCAGUGCUGAUCAGAGAGUCGAGCGUAAGCAUUACCUUGUAAUCACUGAGCAAGCACAGCAGCGUUUUACCCAGGUAGCGUUUGUUCUACAAUUGAGCAAGCAAACGAUGGGGAGGAGACGUGUGAGGAACCGGAAGAGGCAACCGAAACCUGAGGACCUCAUCCAACAGGAGAGCCUCCACCAGGAGAGCCUCCACCAGGGGUCCCUCCAACAGGAGGGUCUCCAUCAGGAGGGUCUCCAACAGGAGGGUCUCCACCAGGAGAGCCUCCAUCAGGAGGGUCUCCAUCAGGAGGGUCUCCAACAGGAGAGCCUCCAUCAGGAGGGUCUCCAUCAGGAGGGUCUCCAACAGGAGGGUCUCCACCAGGAGAGCCUCCAUCAGGAGGGUCUCCAACAGGAGAGCCUCCACCAAGAGGGUCUCCACCAGGGGUCCCUCCAACAGGAGGGUCUCCACCAGGGGUCCCUCCAACAGGAGGGUCUCCAUCAGGAGAGCCUCCACCAGGAGGGUCUCCAUCAGGAGUCCCUCCACCAGGAGGGUCUCCAACAGGAGAGCCUCCAACAGGAGUCCCUCCACCAGGAGAGCCUCCACCAAGAGAGUCUCCCCCAAGAGACUCUCCACCAGGAGAGACUCAAACAUAUGGUAAUCAUCGUUUACCUAAGCAGACACCUGGUCACAGACAGCGGUGAGGGACUCCAACCGGAGGGUCUCCAACCAGAGGGUCUCCUCCAGGAUGGACUCCUCCAACGGGAGGGACUCUACCAGGGGGGUCUCCAACCGGAGGGACCACAACCAGAGGGACUCCAGGCGGAGGGACUCCAAGAGGAGGGACUUCAUCAGGAGGAUCUCAACCAGGAGGGACCCCACCAGGAGGGUCUCCAACCAGAGGGCCUCCAACCAGAGAGUCUCCACCAGGAGGGUCUCCAACCAGAGGGUCUCCAACCAGAGGGCCUCCAACCAGAGGGUCUCCAACCAGAGGGCCUCCAACCAGAGGGCCUCCAACCAGAGGGCCUCCAACCAGAGGGACUCCUGCCAGAGGGACUCCUACAACGAGAGGGACUCUACCAGGGGGGUCUCCAACCACUGGGACCACAACCAGAGGGACCACAACAGGAGGGACCCCAACAGGAGAGUCUCCACCAGGAGGACCUCCAACAGGAGGGACCCCAACAGGAGGGACUCCACCAGGAGGGCGAGCUGAGGAGGGAGAGGACACCAAUGAUGAGGACACCGGGGGUCUUGGAGGCUGAGGAGGACGCGUUAGAGCUGGAGAUGCCAACUGACAAUGGCAACCACCACGUUGUCGUCUGUCAACGUCCCAUUGACGCCGUGGUCUUGAUCCUCAACCAGGAUCAACCGCCAGCCACCGCCCUGCCAGGUGUAGUAGCGAUCGAGGAGAAACCUUUUGUCGUUAUGGGCUGUACAGAACCUGUGGCUCCCCCUAACAACACUGAAAUCUCGGUCAUACCCGACGAAGAAGGGGAGGAACCUGUACAGGAGCCCAAAAGAAAGAGCCUCGGGUGGAGAUUCUUCAAUUGGCUCUGUGUGGUGAAGGAGAAGGAGCCAAAAAAUAAGAGGAACGCCGGGACCUACCUGAAGGAGGACACGGAGGAACACCUCAUCUCCAGCAAAGCUGAUAAACGCCGGGAGCAGAAGGAGGCUCAAAGGCUGAAGGAGGAGCAGCGCUACGAGCAGUGGGCUGCUGAACGGGGCCUCAGCGAUGCAGGAGAGGGGCCAGCAGACGGGCCUAAGAAAAGGAUGACCAGAUUGCAGAAGGUGUCUUUGGGAUUGGUCGCCCUGUGCCAAUAAGCCGAUCCCCUCCAUCCGGCCACCCCCGGUGCGGGUCACCUGUACAUAUAUACAUAGAAGCAUAAUAAAACUCAAAGAAUACAAAAGAAUACAAAAGAACACAAGACAAUACAAGACCACUUUUGGUCCGAAGUCUGUGCUGCAAUUUCGAGCUCAAAAAAAAUCAAAAUA
This is a messenger RNA of Gadus morhua (Atlantic cod), 3583 nucleotides long. RefSeq names its product bromodomain-containing protein DDB_G0280777-like. The record is from RefSeq and is a predicted model, not a curated record. Lineage: Eukaryota; Metazoa; Chordata; Actinopteri; Gadiformes; Gadidae. The coding region runs from base 1565 to 3412 and encodes 615 amino acids. The transcript has 4 exons.